Molecule: messenger RNA, 2589 nt
Organism: Penicillium olsonii
Lineage: Eukaryota; Fungi; Ascomycota; Eurotiomycetes; Eurotiales; Aspergillaceae
Source: the annotation of a GenBank genome assembly
AUGGAGUAUUUUGAUUUCGAGGGCGCCUCGUCGGCUCAUGGCUCCGUUCAGCAGGAGGACGAUGUCGCUUCAGUUGAUAUCGAGCUUGAGGAAGCCGAGGAGCAUGCAGCAAACUUUGACGCAAUUGUACAAGAUCAGUCAUUGGAAUUCCCUAAUGAUCCGGUACCGGAGCAGUCAAUGCACCCCGAACAGGCCGUUGACCCCGAGGGAGGUUACCCCAUGUUCCGGGCCCAGGAACCGUGCGACUUUUGUCGCCGCGCAGGGCUGGAUUGUUUCCUUGCAAAACGUGGUGCUUUAAACUACGGUUGCACUUGCUGCAUCUCUCUCUACCGCGAAUGCAGUUUCACCCAUGCUAAGACCACUGGAAAGUUUCUUCAAACCUUACACAGUGUGUCAGAGAAUGCGUAUGUUCCAACUGGCAGUUUAACGGGGAGAAAAGCCCUCAAGUCGGUCUCCUACAACGCAUACCCAGAUGAUUUCGACUCGCGCUCUCGCAGCAGCAGCGCUCGAUUUUCGCGCAAAGCAAUCAGUGUCCUGAAGGGGUGGUUGCGAGAUCACAACGACAACCCGUACCCCACAGAGCAGGAAAGAGACGAGCUCAAAACGUACACUGGGCUGACUCGAACGCAAAUCUCAAAUUGGCUUGCCAACGCCAGGCGCCGCGGUAAAGUUCGUUCAUCAUCCGGCAGCAGUUCUCCCGUCCCUCCCGUCCCGGGGGCAGUUGACAUCCCCAAGAAGCAAUCCGUCGACGUAUCUCUCAUGACCCCCCUCGAACGUUGGAAGUACUCUCCUCCUGAGAACGAACCCGCUACGAUCAGCGAUAUUAACCGUGCCUUGGCCAAUCCUCCAUUCGAUCCCUCUCGCCCACGCCGGGGCCCGUCGAGUCACGUGAGGCCCCGUCGCCCUGGCUCCAGUACCAAUGAGUCAAGCCAUGCGAGCUCCGAACAUAAACUACCUACCCCCUCAGGGAGUAGCUUGGAUACCAGUCGGUCAUCACUUUCAGACCUUUCUUUUGCUUCUGCCUUUUCUCAUCGAUCUUCCUUGUCCUUUGGCUCAAUGGAUCGCAAAGAACGUCGCCGUCGCCGUAAGCCUUCGGUGCCUGUCAAUACAUUGGCUCAUUCCAAGGCCAAAGCUGUCCGGCCUUUCCAAUGCACGUUCUGCACUGACUCCUUCCCUGCCAAGUAUGAUUGGCAAAGGCAUGAGAAGUCCAUGCAUCUCAUCUUGGACAAAUGGACUUGUGCCCCACAGGGUGGUAUCGUCGAACAUAACGGCACACUUCUCUGUGUCUUCUGCUCAGCCAUAAAUCCUGAUAGUGAGCACCUAGAAACACAUAACUUCAUCAGCUGUGAGGAAAAGACAGUACAGGAGAAAACAUUCUACCGGAAGGAUCAUCUGAACCAACACCUUCGCUUGAUGCACAACACCAAGUUCCAACCAUGUAUGGAGAAGUGGCAAAGCAGUAUCACAGAGAUCAAGUCUCGCUGUGGCUUCUGUAACUCUACCUUCCAGACUUGGAAAGACCGAGUUGACCACCUGGCUGGCCAUUUCAAAAACGGUGCCAGCAUGGCUCAGUGGCAAGGAGACUGGGGCUUCGAUCCUAUCAUCCAAGCGCGUGUCGAAAAUGCUAUUCCUCCAUACAUGAUUGAUUAUGAAUGGCGAUCCCCUGAUCCCUGGGCCACUGAACAAGCUAAGGGAACAGAUGAGGAUGGGCCUUCACUUGGCCUUCCUGUGCCCACCGAUAUCAAUUGCUACCGCCGUCUCUCACGAGAACUCACCACGUACAUAUAUGAGCAAAAAGCCCAAGGCGUCAUUCCAUCAGAUCAAAUGAUCCAGACGCAGGCCCGUCGCAUCAUUUACGGGUCAGAUGAUUCGUGGAAUCAAACUUGCGCCGAUAAUGUCGUCUGGCUUGGCGUUCUCAAGCGCGAUUGCGGAUUGCAGACGGCCGUGCACAAUGAUGAAAUUCAAUUUUCUGACUUGGGAAUGCAGCCACCAUUUGCCGUGAACGGUGGCUUGCGAGCUGCUCCACGAGAGAUGAAUGUUUUGGCAAGAACAGUCUGCCACGGCGCCCCCCUCCACAGCCCUGCAGUCUCCAGUCCUGGCUUCCGAAGCCCCGCUUUUCCUGGAACAGGCUUCUCAUCCGCAGGGCCCAGUCGACCGGGGAGUCUCUCCGGUAGCUAUGCUGGCAGUGCAGGGAUAAUCUCAGCCGGGGCAGAUCCUUCCUUCUCUACGGAUUGGGCCAGUAGCCUUCCAACGACUGUGUCUGCGGGCGAGAAGCCAGCUGAUCCACUUAUCCAAAUGGGAUUUGACCCCGAGUUCCUCCAACGACUGAAUGACAGCUAUGACGAAAUCAACCCGGAUACCAUCGAGGGCAUACAAGUAGAUAGUGAGGGUCGAAAACUCGCUCAAGUUCAAGGGUGGUCGAACCCGAGCUUACUUCAUCAGCCGAUUGCUCCAGGCCAGCCUAUCUCAAGCGAAGUUCCUGCUUCAGAUCCGGGCUUUAUGUUCAAUUCCCAAGAGGGCCACCCCCCUGCAUCCGACGCUGCCCAACGUGACAUGCCUGGCCUUUUUGACAACACCGGCAACUUUUGA